AUGAUUGUCGGGACUCUUUGACUUAUCUUUUUAAGCCGUCGAAGCCGGCAACACUUGCCCCUAGGCGCACCCUGGAGAUCGAAGCGGACCGGCCCAGAGGUCUGUGGGCCCGAUGCGGCGAAAGGCGAGCGGAGAUCUGGGCUUAGCCAACCCCGUAGUGGACGCUAAGCUUUAUAAUUAGUAAGUUAAGUUAAGACUUAUCUUUCUAAACACUGGAAUUUUCAGUAUAGGUAUAAUCUUUUGAAAUAGACUCUGAAUCCGCAGGUUUGGGAUCCAAAUUCCUGGAAUUUCUGAAAAAUUUUCAUCAGUUGGCCAAGUCAUUAGCCAUUUCUCCCCAAUUCUUUGAAACUUUGACGAAUCUUAUUGAAUUGAAUACACAGGUGUGGAAGGCUACAUAUACUUAUUAUUCCAGCGCUACAUGAUCUCGCUUUUAUUUAUUUUUACCAUGAUUUCAUUAUUUGCCGCAAUCCCAGCUACAUUUACAAAUACUACCGAAGAAUUCACACUCAUGAGCACUUCAUCGCCAACUAAUAUGUCAAGCUACACUACAUGGUUUCAAGUAGGAAUGGUUUAUUUAUUCUCAUCAGCUGUUUUUAUGAUGGUUUUUAUGCUAAAGAAAAGAGUCGGUACCAUGCUUCAAGAAAAAGCUAAAGAAAGAAGUCAUGAAAAAGACCACGAGUGGCUUAAACUUCGAACAGUCCAUGUCCGAGGUUUAGAUAUUUCUGACAGAUCAGGAGAAGCUUUAGCAACUCAGAUGAAUUCAUUUCUCAAAGACCGUGGAGGUCGAGUUGUCGAAGUGGUCCUUUUCCCAGAUUUUCAAAAAUUAAUUAAACUCGAAAUUGACCGUGAAAAAACUAUUCUCAUGAAAAAUCUGUUUGAAAGUGAUUAUCCGCCUCCUCCAGUUCGCUGCCUGCCUAGAGCUGCACUUAAUCAUGAACAUUAUUUAUUAGAACUAGACGAAAUAGAAAAAGAAAUCCAAGAAGCUACGAUGACUCCUUAUUGGAAUUCAGGACAUGCUGUAAUUGCGUUUAAUUCUCUAGAGAGUGUAGAAAAAGUCUUAUAUCAUUAUCGCCCCAGCUUAAGGAAAACUAUUUUACUCGGCCUUUCUAAUAUUAUAGAAAAAUGAAAAGGGCUGCAAAGGCUUCGUGCUUUUUCAGCCACUUUUGAAAGAUUUCCUGAUGAUAAAGAUGCAGCGCAUAAAGAUAUUGUGGUUACUCGAGCUGUAGAUCCUUAUGAUUUAAUCUGGGUAAACGUAGGCGGAACACGUGGUUUUUAUUUUUUCCGCAGAGUUGGGGUGUUAUUUUUAGCUGUUCUGGUUUUACUGUUUUUAUCUACCCCAGCUGCUCUUUUAGCUGAGCUAAAAUCAAUAAUCGGUACUGAUGCUCAAUGAUUUGAUAACUUGCCAGAGCCUGUCGAAAAUUUAGUCCAAGCUUAUUUUCCAUCAUUAUUUAUCAUUAUGCUCAAUCAAGUAUUAUUGGUGCUUAUUGAUAUUUCUGCAUAUAUGGAAAGACAUUACUGCCAUACUGACGUACAAAGCUCAAUUUUAAAUGUUUCUGUGGUCUAUUUAAGUUUAAAUAUGCUUAUAAUCCCAGGCGUCACUCUUGCAGCUACAAAAUCCCUUGUCAAAAUCCUCCAAGACCGAGAAUAUCUUUUAGCUGACAUUUUAGGAGAACUUCAUUUGGCAGAUUCUGGGGCGUUUUUUAUUAAUGUUUUGCUGCAGAAAGCGACAUAUUCCUGCAUGUUUUAUUUAUUAAGAGGUCCAGAAAUAGGGAUGAACUAUUUUUCUAUCUGACUUGGAUAUCAAACCCGAAAAGAUUUAAAUGAGCAUGAUAAGUGGCGAAGAGACGAGUCCCAGGUCUUCCAAUAUGGCUAUUUUUAUGCCCUUAUGCUUACUUCUUUUGGGAUUGUUAUGACCUUUUGUUCAAGUGUCCCAUUAGUAAUUCCAGCCGGGCUAUUUUUUUUCUUUUUAAAACACUCGGUUGAUUCCUUUAAUUUAUUAUGUGUACAUGGUAAAGAAAUUCAUGGGGAAGGAAGACUAUUAAGGUCAGUUAUUUUUUAUGCCUCACUUUUUGUGCUUUUUUAUCAGAUUUCUAUGAUUGGAUUUUUUGCGUUAAAUGAAUUGAGGAUUCAUUCGUUUUUGGUGUUUAUAUUGCUGAUGGGAAGCAUUUUGGUGGCUUUAAUGAUAAGUGGAAGGCUAUAUGAUAUUGAAAAAGAUGAUGAUGAAUAUUAUGCGUCUAUUAGAGAAGAUAAUGAAGAUACGAAACACCAGUGGAGGAAAUUGUAUGCACAUCCUUUAGCUAUUUCUCAUAUUUAA
Blepharisma stoltei is the source of this 2314-nucleotide messenger RNA. NCBI's taxonomy places the organism in Eukaryota, Ciliophora, Heterotrichea, Heterotrichida, Blepharismidae. The record is from the annotation of a GenBank genome assembly.